Messenger RNA from Oryzias latipes (Japanese medaka), 5364 nucleotides. RefSeq names its product fidgetin like 2 (gene fignl2). The record is from RefSeq and is a predicted model, not a curated record. NCBI's taxonomy places the organism in Eukaryota, Metazoa, Chordata, Actinopteri, Beloniformes, Adrianichthyidae. Gene Ontology annotation, molecular function: microtubule severing ATPase activity; ATP binding; ATP hydrolysis activity.
UGUCCCAUAUGUGGAAAAAAGCAAAGCAGUGCGCGCACGGGUCUCUUCUGCUCCAGGGAUUAUCCUCGCGCUUUCAGAUCAGAUGGAGGACAUGCAGGCAUGAACAGGCUGCGUGCGUGACUGAAUUCCGUUUUUUGCUACUCUGAUGUGGCUCUCAGGGCUGUUAUGUUGUCCAUGCAAGCUCAUGCCAGUGAUGGACUACAGUCGGACCUGCGCUGAUCUUAGCUGGCGUUCAUGAAGCAGCAUUCCUCCUUACUGAGACCAGCUCCGCAGAAUGCUGAGUCCUAUUGUCCCUUAUAAUCUACAUCUGUGCAGUUCCCGAUUGGUUUCUGUGCAGACAUUAACGACACAGAGUCUGUUAAAGAUGCACUGGAACCCAGAGCAUGCCCAGCCCCUCAGCCAGUGGCCUGAGCAGCACCUGGACGUAUCCUCCACCACCUCCUCUCCAGCCCACAAGUCUGAACUGUUCUCUGGGCGAAAUCGCAGCUCCUACAAUUAUGCCUGGGCCAAUGAUGACAUAUCUGCCCUUACAGCCUCCAACCUGUUAAAGCGCUACGCCGAGAAGUACGCAGGCGUGCUCGACUCACCGUAUGACCGGACUCCUGCUGUGAGCACUUACACAGAGCCAGGGGCCUUCGGGGGUCUAAACGGCCAGAAGACUGAGCUGGAGCCUUGGCCACUCACGCACAGCACUGAUGCCUCCUAUUCAUUGAUUCCCCCAGGAAGCCAUGAGAGCCUCUCAGGCUCCAAGACUGUAGCCACAUCUGCAGGUCAACCUGGUGUUAGCAGUGUGUCAGUAGUGAACAGUAACCUAUCGGACUCUGGCUACAGUGGCAGCAGCUCUUGCAGUGGUUCCAGCGAGUAUCCCUCCAGUUACAAUGGUACCUACCUCACAUCCGGUUUCUGUUCGCAACCCAAUACAGCACUUCCCCCUGCGUCCCUUCACACUCUGCAAUCCACACCCACCCUGGUGCCUAGCUACAGCCCUUCCACACCGGUCUACAACUACUCUCCUAGCACAUACCCUCCCCAAACAAGCCUUGGCGCAAGUUACAGCCACCCCUCUGCAACUUAUCUUCCAUCCAGUCUGCCAGCCCCUACCCCUGUUCCCCCAAGGCCCACAUUGGUAGGAGGCACUUAUAGUUAUCAGAGCACCAACCUGAGUGCUUCUGAGUCUGGAGGAACAUUGAAGAGAAAAGCAUUUGAGAUGACUGUGGAAGAGGAAGACAGCGGGGACAGGUCCCGGUACAGGAAAUACAGCUAUGACCCCUUAAAGGCCGGAGGGCACUCCCCCUACAGUGUGAAUGAUAAAGGAGAUUGCAGAGGGAACGGCUUUAGCGGUUCAAGCAGCACAGACUCCCAAAGCUUCAAACCCAGCAAACCCUCCUCCCAGCCCCUUGUUUCUCCUCAGUUUGGGGCAGGAGGUGAGUACAGUCCUCCAGCAGGCAUCACAGGGGAUAAUGUUGUGGCAGAACAGGCCUUCACCCAACAGCAGCACCGCUCUCAAGCACUCAAACGCCCUUCAUUAUGUACCCCGACUGUGGAUACCUUGAAAAGUCCAGAUCCUCGUCUGCUGGAGUUUGUUCGUGGGGAGUUACUGGACCCCAGUCCGGCACUGGGCUGGGGCGAGCUGGUUGGGCUAAGCCAUGUUAAAGCUGCCCUGGAGGAGGACCUGCUGUGGCCUGUGCUGAGGCCUAGUCCAGUACUGCAGCCACCAAAAACCGUCCUGCUGUUCGGCCCCAGAGGAGGGGGUAAAACAACUCUGACUCGUUCACUAGCCUCACAGUUGGGUGCCUCAUUUUACCGUGUGAGUGGAGCCAUGCUGGCCUCUAAAGGGAAGCAUGAGGCAGAACAUAUACUACAUUCUCUGCUGCAGGUGGCAGAGGCGCAGCAGCCAUCAGUGGUGCUGCUCAGUCAAGUGGAAGCCAUGGAGGAGGAGGAGGAGCUGAGGCAGGUAUUGCUGACAAUGCUGGAGAAAGCUCAGAUAGGCACCACUGGUCUGUUGAUUCUUGUUUGUGCUACUGGAAGGCCAGAUCUACUGCAAGAUGCGAUACAUCGAAGCUUCGCAAAAAGAUACCACGUUGGCCUGCCGGAUGUGGGUAUGCGCCGACAGGUGUUGCUGCAGGCGCUGAACCCCCAAGGCCUGAGCUUGAACGAGAGAGAGCUGAGCACUGUGCUGCAGCGCACAGAGGGCUUCUCAGUGUGGGAACUGUUGCAGCUCAGCCAGCAGGCGCUCACGUCGGCUUCCUCCCCGACGAGAGGCCUCCGCAGCCUCACCACCUCCCCAAAACCCCCAGACUUCACAGACUUUGAGAAUGCCUUCCGUAAGGUGCGGCCAGAUAUCACCUCAAAAGAAUUAGACAGUUGUAUAGAGUGGAGCAAAAUGUAUAGCCACUGAAAGCAGCCAGUCAGUCUACUCAGACUGUACCAGGACCCUGUCUUUGCUUUUACAUAGUAAACCCGGGAAUGUUUUAUGGUUGUUUUAUAUUGCAGAAUAUGCAGCCAAAAACCACAGAAAAGCUCUGUGAUAUGGGAGUGCUGACAGAGUUGUUUUACUGGCAGAAAUUUGCCACAAUGUACUUUUUUUUCCCACUCAAAAAACUUGCAAUAUAAAUUUCCCAAAGAUAAUGGAUAGUAUUCUUUGUUGAGUGGGAUUCAUGUCGGUAAAAAUGUCUGGGUACCCACAAAGAUCCUGUUCAGCCUCAGUCUAGGACAAAAUCAAAUAUUGGUUGCGUGGUAUGUGGAUCAAGGAUUAUGGAUAAUAUGUGUUAAAAAAUCCAACUUCCUGUUGCUUUUAGGAUCCUUUAAAUCACCAGUCUACGUAUUUGUUAUCCUGAUACCAUGUUUAGUCCCUGGUUUGUGACUAACCGUUCAGAUUAAAGGGCUUUGGAUGAGAAACACUAUCAAAUUUUUACCAAAAACCUUUGGAGCCAAAUGCAAAAUCUGAAGUACUGUUUAGUUUUUCAAGAGCAAGCGGGCCUCCAAAUCACAGUUUUCUUAAUAGCUUCUCACCAAAUCCCAAUACUACUGCUCCUCAAUAUCUCAAUUAAGCAAGUGCAUAAUAUUAAAAUCCUCAUUGAGCUCCAUUCUAGUUUUCAGUUAAUUUUACAUACAUUUUUAAUUAUGCUACGUUCACUCUGGGCUCAGAAAUGCGUGUCUGAUCAACAGCUUUGAAUGAAAAGUUUAUGCAUGUGGGUGUUUUGGGCUUCCGCACUGAAAACUCUUGUGCUCAUGCAUUCAUGUUAUUAGCUCCGUGUUUGAGCUCUAAGUACCUGCAUUGUACUUUGAACCUGCAUUGAAAGGUAAACCAAUUGAACUUUGACCAAUCAGGGACUUAGAUUUGGUAGUUACUUAUGAGAGACAUAUUUUUUAAAACCAUUUGAAAAUUGAUCGUGGAGGAAAUUUAUAAUUCGGCAAGGAAUUAUAUGACACCAAGUCUUUCAUUUACAGGAACAGAACUGUGAAAGAAAAAGCCUGGAGCGAGAUUCACGAGAUUUACACCACUUCGACGUUUUGCACCAAGCCUCUUCCAACUGUAGGUAAAUGCGGUAGUAUCAGGUAGCGAAAGUCAACGAUGAACACUAAGCGUGUUCUAGAAUGCCCAUACUUGAACACACCACACAUGCCCGGUGUGAACGUAGUUUGGUUAUAAAAACUUGUCUCACCAACAGCCUUGCACUUACACUUCACGUUCAAUGGGCUUUAUUUUUGACAUUCCCCAUCCCCGUCAGCUUUCCUGAGAAACAAAAGCAAAAGUCAGCGUCAACACUUGCAGCUCCUCCCACAAAAUGUUUUCUCCUUUCACUUCUUUUUUGUUUUCUAGUAUGUAGUCUCAUUUGAAAUGCUCAGGAAGAAUUUCUUUACCUCAGAAAUAUGAAAUAAAGAAUGUAUGUAAUCUUAGGGUCUUAGAAGAGAGUGGUGCAGAGCGAGAUAGGCAGCAAGGGAAUAACUGACAGUCUUGUGAUACCCACUGCAGCUGGGCUCGUACCUCAAGAGAGAAACUUGAAUAUGCUACAAAGAGUUAACAUUGAAUGUAAUUCAGGUAUUUUAAAGGAUAUUUGAUGCCAUAGAUCCAUGUAUUAUUAUGUAUGAAUAUAUAAAUACAUUUUUUCUGUUCCUUUGCCCUUUAUUGUAGAUUAUGGUGAAGUAUUGGUUGUCUUUAUGAAAAGCAAUGUAGGAAAUGCAAAAUAUACUUUUUUGUUGGACAAACUGCUUACUCAUCUCGUAAAUGUUUAUUUUUCUGGUGUUUACUUGUCCUGUACAAACAUGUCUGCUCUCCUAAGACUUAUUGGCAAAAUGUUAUUUAAAAAUAUGUCACACACAGUUGUACUCGUGGACUUCCACUGGAUGAUUUAAGCACAAAAUUACACCAAAAUAGACAUCAACUGUAGUUCUUGUGAUAUCUGCGUUGUUAUACCUACAUUAACGCUGCCUGUGGGUGCACAUUGACGACAUAGCCAACAAGUUGACAAUCCAGAAAUAUGUCAUCUUCUGCAGCUGCUGCUUGGUUCAGUUUUAACGAGCAGGAAAACCCCAGUCACUGGUUUUACCGGCACAGAGUACUUGUGUUUGCUGUUGCCACGGCCCUAAAAAGGUACAAACGCCAUGAUGUAAUAUUUCCGACCAUUCUUUCCUCCAUCUGUCUAUCCCUUCCGCCCAGCCUCAUCAGUCUUUUUCUCUUUUCCUCUCUCCCCAAUGCAAUCUCAUUAGAUUGGAUUGCCCCUGGCCACUGGCCUCAGUUACCAUGUGGCGCUGUAUCUUCUCCCCACCCCCUCUUUCUUUUUCCCCUUUUACCGAUUCCUUUGGAGUGGAAGUGGGCUGAUUGAUGUCCGGCAAUCCUAUAUCGCAGCGCAGCCUUCCCUUACCAGCUGGUUGCUUCGGCCAUGCCAUACAGCAAGAUCAAUCAGUGACCCCCAGCGUGCAUGCUGAUCGCUCUCUCCGAAAUUGAGAACACAUUUACAGAUUACAGACCAACCCCCACAACUGACAGUAACACCCAAAUAUAACAGAUUAUGUUUUUUUUUUUUUUACAAAAUCAAAACAAUGUAGACUUUGAGCUGUGGCAAAUUUAUCCAUCAUAACUUUUUUCUCAUCUCAGUUUGUCCAACAAAAGAAGCUUUUAUUUUGCUGAUCUGUUACCACAGUAGGUCUGUUUUUGGUUCUUGUACAUUUUCCUUUAACCAUUUCUACCUCAUUUUUGUGGCAUAUUGUACAUGAAAGUAUUUAUUUCAUGUCUUUUUUGAUGUCUGAUUUAAAAUGGAUAAUAAUAAUGUUCCUGAACUGUAAUAGUCUACCUCAGAAAAGACUGUAUUUUAAAAGAAGAGUAUCACACAAUAUUAAACAAAAUUGGUCAAUAUUGCAUUG